GGGAUAUUUCAGACACCAGUUAACCUCCUGGCCACAGAGCGUUUGGAACAAGAAGUUGCAGCCUGACAGCACUACUGGCUACAGAAGCAUCACAGAUGAGCCACCUCAGUUACACAGCAAGUUCAGAGGAAUAACCCAGAGUAUAGAAGGAACUCAGGAUUUGGGCAUUUUGAAACAGAACUGGAACAGUAAGAACGCUACAGCCACAGUGACUGACGUGGACAUGGUGGAGAAAGUACAGCGCCCUCAGGUGUCCAGCCUGGUGCACAGCAGGGAAGAGACUCCCAGUGGUUCUGAACAGGACUCCCUUGCAUUAGGAAAAGGAAAGGCUGAGGGAGGGAAGACUGGAGGAAGUAAUGGCAACACCACUGGAGGGCGUCCAGCUGCUGCCAAUGCUGCCCGAGAAAGGAACAGAGUACAAACUUUGCGCCAUGCUUUUUUGGAACUUCAGAGGACACUGCCAUCUGUGCCUCCAGAUACAAAGCUCUCCAAGCUGGAUGUGCUUAUACUGGCCACAACCUACAUUGCCCAUCUUACCCGCAGCCUGCAGGAGGAGGAUGAGAGCAGCUCUGCUAACCACCCAACUACUGCACCUAACAACAGUGCAUCCCAUAGCCCAGAGCUCCUGGGGACUCUGCACAGUGGAGAGGGAUACCUGCAUCCUGUCAAGAAAUGGCCCAUGCGUUCCAGGCUGUACAUUGGAGCCACAGGACAGUUCCUGCACCAGGCGACUUCUGCUGAAAGCCAAGAGCCGGAUGAGAAUGCGCCUUGAAUGGGAAGCCCCAUCUGCACUACAAGAAUCCUCCUCCCAUAGCAGACUGACUUAUAUAUAUAUAUUUAUAUGGACGUGAAAGAAUUGCAUAUUCUCGAUGAGAAGCUUGGGACUUUAUCUUUAAUUCUAUGUCUGCAUGUGACUGUGUCUGCUUGUUAUCCCACCCACAGAUCACACGUGAGAACUAUAACUCCCAGCAAGGCGCCAGGUUCUUAGCUGCUGUAGUAUGCUCUGCAUUGUACAACUAGAAACAGCAAAUAUUCACCUAAAGUAUUAUUUAUUUUGAAAGAGUAACUAAAGGGUGAGGCAGAAUUAAAUAUUUAAAUAAAUUAACUAUUCAGUAUGCACUUCCCAACAGAUUUUGCCAGUAUUUUUUUCAGCAAUCCCUGUGCUGUUUGCAGAACCUAGUAACUCUUCUUACCAUGGAAGGUUUUCAUUAUAUUUCUGAGCUGAUUUGAGCACUUCCUGUACAAUGUAUUGUAGUCUAUUGACUAUAGUCUAUUAAAGGGGAACUUCAGCUUUCAAACCAAAAUUUGUUAAAGAGACAGACACAACACAGA
Molecule: messenger RNA, 1332 nt
Organism: Xenopus tropicalis (tropical clawed frog)
Lineage: Eukaryota; Metazoa; Chordata; Amphibia; Anura; Pipidae
Gene: tcf24
Product: transcription factor 24
Exons: 3
Coding region: 224-772 (182 amino acids)
Cellular component (GO): nucleus
Molecular function (GO): protein dimerization activity
Source: RefSeq, a predicted model, not a curated record